Molecule: messenger RNA, 1231 nt
Organism: Etheostoma spectabile (orangethroat darter)
Lineage: Eukaryota; Metazoa; Chordata; Actinopteri; Perciformes; Percidae
Gene: tmem167a
Product: transmembrane protein 167A
Exons: 4
Coding region: 185-403 (72 amino acids)
Source: RefSeq, a predicted model, not a curated record
CUGCUCUUGACAGGUUUUGAAAGAACGUCAACCUUCAUCUCCUGUGUCAGGCUGUACAUUUUCAGCCAACCAGCAAACGAGGUUCCACGCGCAAUGCGUCGUUACGUUACGUAAACAUAUUUGGUUACGUCACGUAAGCUCCAGAGAACAGGAACUGUGAUGUGGCUUUGACUCACAACAAAAAAUGUCGGCCAUUUUCAACUUCCAGUCACUGUUAACAGUGAUUCUCCUCCUGAUCUGUACCUGUGCUUACAUCAGAGCGCUGGCUCCCAGUAUGCUAGACAAGAACAAGUCCGGGCUCCUAGGAAUUUUCUGGAAGUGUGCCAGAAUAGGUGAGCGGAAGAGUCCCUGGGUUGCCUGCUGCUGUGUCGUCAUGGCUUUUAGCAUACUGUUUCUACAGUAACAGUCCAAAGAAAACCACAAAUGGAAACAUUGGGGAAAUGAACCAGACAACAAGGCAUGGACAGUACAAUCCUAGAAGCACAACAGGGCCUCCGAGGGUAUCACUUAGAUAAUAUAAAAAACGGAGAGCCGUCACCACUCACCGUAGACACGGAGAGAGAAAACUGUGUCUUGUGUAGGGGGGAGGGAUGAGCUGAUAGCCCAAGAGUGUGUCUAGAUUCCUCCACCGACUCAGGUCUGUCCUUGUUUGCUUAUGUGGAAUGUUUACUUACAGAUGUAUGUGUGUGGGGGGGCCAAUGUUUUUUUUGUUAUCUGCCAUUUUGUUUAAAGGAAAGCAGUCAUUCUGGUGGGAUCAAAAUGAUAAAUUCUUUGUCCAAACAUUUCAAACCAAUGUUUUUUGAAAUUGUCACAAUUGCAUCGAUCAUUUUGAAAUUCUUCACAAAACGGACCUUCAUAAAUGUUCAUAACUGUUAUGCAGUUCGCAGUAAGGCUUAUAUUUGCAAACUGAGUCAAAGCAAGGUGUGACUUCAACCAAUCUCAACACCCUUUUUUGUUGCCUGUACCCUGUUUGUUGAAUCUAGAAAUGAUCCUAUUUCACAGCAAACAAAAUGAUAGUAUAGCUCUUCAGGUGGCUAAUAGUGCUAAAUGUUUGCCUCAAAGAGCUACUGAUGUUUUUUAAAGUCAGUCAGUUUGCUGCUAUUUAUUAAAAACAACCUUUUUGGUCAUUUUUGGCUAUUGACAUCAGUUUGUGUUUGUUGUGAUGUUGCCACACUGUAAAAUGAAGUGUCAUUGACGUCAGACAUGCAAAAUACAUGUUGAUGAACCUGUU